Molecule: messenger RNA, 2930 nt
Organism: Eremomyces bilateralis CBS 781.70
Lineage: Eukaryota; Fungi; Ascomycota; Dothideomycetes; Eremomycetales; Eremomycetaceae
Product: DNA repair and recombination protein RAD26
Exons: 1
Coding region: 48-2774 (908 amino acids)
Biological process (GO): double-strand break repair via homologous recombination; reciprocal meiotic recombination
Cellular component (GO): nucleus
Molecular function (GO): ATP binding; ATP-dependent chromatin remodeler activity; DNA translocase activity
Source: RefSeq, a predicted model, not a curated record
GAACUCUAUAUCGGAUUGGUCUUGGGAAGCAUUUCUCGCUUCAUUCAAUGGCCUCCGCAUUCAAUAAACCUUUCAAACCGCCACUUUUGAAACAUAGGGCCCUAGAUGAUGGUGCUGGAAAUGACCAACACGUCGCAAAGAGGCGACGCGUCGAGCCCGAUUCGACAAAGAUCAAGGAAGAGAAAGUCACGAAGGCAUCCGUUUCCUUCACAGCUUACCGAAGGCCUCUUUUGGCGGUCACCAGCCAACCAAACGCAGCGAGUUCCUUACAACCCACUCCUCAGCAAGAGGCAGAAAAUUAUUACCAGGUCCUGUGGAGGAAGUUUACAACCAAGAAGCACAAGACAUGGGAUGGAGAUGGAGUACUCGUCGUCAGCAGAGGAUAUGCGUACCUUUACGACGAGUCGGGGAAAGAGCUGGGCAAGUCGGCCUGCUCCAAGCCGCUAUUUUCAGGCUCAGCGUUGUCGAUUGGUGGCAAAGAGAUCGAAGUCGACUCCAUGAUGACGAAGGAGAAUUACCUGUCCGGACGCCAAUACCUUGCCUCGAGACCAGCGGUAGAGAUCGCUCCCGUACGCAAAGCUCGCAAGGAAAAAGUAGAAAACCUCCCAAUUUCCACGAACGCUCAAGAUUUCUUGCCGAAUGCAGCGUCGAGGAAGCCUCUCCCAAAGACGAAAUUCAAAAAUCCAGCAGCGAAAUCCUCCACAUCGUCCGAGCCGAGUCGAGCUCUCCCAGCGCCGGUUCCUCGUCACGAUCCAACUCUACCAGGGGCCCUUGUCAUGAAGAGGCCAACGAGCGUUCCAAAGGGGAAGCAGGUGGUCGAUGUUGUCGUCGAUCCGUUCAUUUGCAAGCAUCUAAGAGAUCAUCAACGGGAAGGAGUCAAGUUCUUGUACGAAUGUGUCAUGGGCCUAAGACCUUUUGAUGGCCAAGGGGCGAUUCUUGCCGAUGAGAUGGGCUUAGGGAAGACGCUUCAGACCAUCGCGCUACUCUGGACAUUGUUGAAGCAGAACCCGAUCGAUGGAUCUCCUCCAGUCAUCAAGAAAGCGCUGAUCGUCUGCCCCGUCACUUUGAUCAACAACUGGAGAAAGGAGUUUCGCAAAUGGCUUGGAAAUGAACGGAUCGGCGUGUUCGUUGCCGACGAAAAACACACGAGAUUGACCGACUUCACUAUGGGAAAGAGUUAUAGCAUCAUGAUUGUGGGCUAUGAGAAGCUUCGAACAAUCGCUGAAGACCUUCAGAAAGGAGUCGGAGUCGACAUUGUGAUCGCAGAUGAGGGUCAUCGACUCAAGACGGCGCAGAACAAAUCCGCAAUCGCGAUUCGAUCUCUCAACACGGACCGCCGUGUCAUUCUAUCGGGGACUCCAAUACAGAACGAUUUGAGUGAAUUCUUCGUCAUGGUGGAUUUUAUCAACCCUGGGCUUUUGGGCAAGUAUUCGACAUUCAAGAGAGAAUUCGAGAAUCCAAUCAUCAAGGCCAGACAGCCAGAAUGUUCAUCCAAAGAGUCUGAAAAGGGCGACGCGAGAAGCGAGGAACUCUCUUCCCUUACUAACCUAUUCAUCUUGCGUCGCACGGCGGAGAUCUUAGCCAAAUAUCUUCCUCCUAAAACCGAACACAUCCUCUUCUGCCAACCAACAAAAGCGCAGACCGCCGUCUACCGAAGCGUUCUCUCCUCACCACUGUUCUCUUCUGUUCUUAGCUCAUCGGAGAAUGCCUUCCAGCUCAUCACUAUCCUCAAGAAGGUCUGCAAUUCGCCAUCGCUACUCAGUCUUAAAGCGGAUGACGAGCGUCCAACUGGUCUAGUCGGAGAACUGUUGACACAGAUCCCAAACGCUCUCCUAAAAACUCCCGGGGCAAGUGGAAAACUUCAGGUUCUGGAUAAUCUACUGCACCAGCUGUGGACGAACACGGAUGAUAAGGUCGUCGUCGUAUCCAACUAUACCACGACGCUCGACAUACUUGGGAAUCUUAUGGCCUCCCUUUCUUACCCUUUUCUCCGUCUUGAUGGAUCCACGCCUCCACCAAAGCGACAAGGUCUGGUUGACAAAUUCAAUCGCACCGAUCAGAAAUCCGGCUUCGUAUUUCUCCUCUCUGCAAAAGCUGGGGGCGUGGGUCUCAACCUGAUUGGGGCGAACCGGCUCGUCCUCUUCGAUAUCGACUGGAAUCCAAGUACCGACUUGCAGGCGAUGGCUCGAAUUCACCGUGACGGACAGAAAAAGGCCUGUCAUAUCUACCGACUGCUCACGAUGGGCGCUUUGGACGAGAAAAUCUACCAGAGACAGGUUACAAAGCUCGGCCUCGCAGAUAGCGUCAUGGACAAGAAGGAAACCGCAACAACCUUCACUCGGGAUGAGUUACGAGCCCUCUUCACACUUGACGAAAGUGGCACCUGUCGUACCCAUCAACUGCUUGAGUGCGGCUGCGAAGGGCGAGGAAGCACGGUUGCGGCAGAUCUGGAUGGUCUGAGCGCCGAGAUGCCUAUAAAUCUCGAAUCUGACGAUGACGAUGAUGACGAGCUUCCGGAUCUCCCGUCCCUUAUCAAGGCGUCACAGCUGAAUGUCGAAGCGCAGGAACUGAGGAUCAAGGAAUCAUCCAAAAGGCACCAUGCGGAAAAGUCACGGAUGAAGACGCUGAAUCAGUACUUGCAUUUUGACCCUUGUACUCUGGAUUCUUCUGAUCCCCCUGAUCUCACGACGGUGUUCGAGGACGAUGUCUUGGUGCGCUUGCUGGAAGAGCCUGGCUCGAGGAUUAAGUACAUUUUCUCCAAAACAUCGUCAUGAGUGUAUAGAUGGAUAGUCGCAUGAUGGUCAUGACCAGUGCUUGAUACAUAGAAUGCCUAAUGAAUCAUGCAUGUAUGCAUAGAUUUAGAUUCGUUAAUAAAUCCACGCCUAGCGCGUGAUAGGCGUGUCAAUCCGUACUUACGAGACUGUAAUCUA